AUGUUUGUGGCCAGAUUUGUUACUAAUAAGUUGCAGCCACUAACGGUAGACUUCUUACUGGCUUCGAACAUUAGCGAGGGUGAGAGCCUUAGGGCUAACGCUAAGAGAUAUUACGAGGUGUUCAAUCGAAUUCCUGCUUGCAACCAGGAGUUGACGGUCGUGUCCUUUAAGAACAGCCUAGAUGAUGAAUGCUCGCUUCGGAAAUCACUAGCAAAAACUCUACCAAAGAGUAUGGAGGAGCUCAAGGCACGGAUGAAGAAGUAUGCCAGAGCAAAAGAGGACACGCAGGGGACAAAGGCACCAAAGCAGGAGAAGAGAAACGGCUCACUGAAGCGAGGCCGAGGUAACAUUGGCUUUAACAGGAACCAACCGUAUUACAGAGCGCCGGAGAAGAUCCCUGGCGAGUUUAUGAGAAAAAGCCUUACGAAGUAUUGUGCUUACCAUAAUGAGGAUGGGCACUUGACUCAAGGAUGUAGGGCUCUGAAGACACGCUUGGAGGAUUUGGUCAGACAAGGCCACCUGAGAGACCUAGUAGACGAGACAAGGACAAAGGAAAAGCAUGCAAGGCUUCCCCAGGCACCAGCAACACCACCUUGGCCACCACCACAACAGGCAGAUGGACCUCGGGUAAUCAAUGUGAUUCACUCAAAAGUGAAUGAGAAUGAAGUACUAGGGAUACCCAAAGAGUAA
This is a messenger RNA of Camellia sinensis, 690 nucleotides long. Lineage: Eukaryota; Viridiplantae; Streptophyta; Magnoliopsida; Ericales; Theaceae. The record is from RefSeq and is a predicted model, not a curated record.